ACUGCCAGCUUUGAUCAAACACAAAACCUAAUCUUCAAGCUUACAUUUAUGUGCAGAUGUUGAGCUCCCAGGGAAUACAAUAUGCAGCAGAAGUCUCUCUACAUGUCCGGCUCACAUUUAGAGCUGUUGGCAGUUGUUCAGGUGAACACGUCCAUCAGGAGUAGUGUUACAGUAUAGUCGGCCUGAGUGUGUAACAUCCAUGUUUCUCUACAUGCUGAUCUUCAUGGCGUAUCAUAGCAGCAGAUGGAUACCAAAGAAUCAGAGGUUAAAAUUUCAAAUAGUGAAUGCAGUGUUUGCGGCGCUUGUCCUGGUUCCUCAGCUCUACGUCAUGGGAAGGCCAACAUCCUCCAGAUACUGCAGGCAGCCCCUUCUGAACAACCUGUCUGCCUCGAUCGCCUUGUCCUUCGUAGCUUCAGGUUUCUCGGUGAUAUUCACAUUGAUAGACCCAGUUCCUCAGAGCUUGUGGGCCUCCUAUCAUGUGUUUGGGCUGCUGACAUGCGGACAAGGACUAUGCACUGCCAUCCUGACUCUGAGAGCAGCAGCAUGUGCCAAAACCACCCCUGAGCUGUACUACAUGUCCCUUAUUCUAACUGUCGCUUCUAUUUUCAGUACAGGGUUUUUCUUGGUGAGAGGAGGACUCUGGUUGACUAACAGGAAGCUUGUGACGGACCCGAGCAGAAACAAUGAGCAGUAAAAGUAGUCCAGCUGUCCCACGUUGACAUCUGAUACUCAACGUAAUUAAGAUUUCAUGAGGUUUCCAUGCCACCAGCCGCUGGUAACUUUAAACCAUGGGAAAGAGACUUAAUCCUUCUCACUCUUUAAUGCCCACUUCAGAACAAACCUCAUCAAACAGGUGUUUGUCUCAAUUUUUAAAGCUGUUUGCUUUUUAUUUGUUGGACAUUUGUUUCAUGUAACAGUCAUAGAAAGCUAGUAAAUAUGUACUUUACACUGUAGAUUCAGUGUAUAAUUAUCAUUACAGUACUGAAUGUGAUUUUUUUUCCUCAUUGAAAAUUAAAGCAACAGAUUAUAGCAGGAAAAUUAAAAGGUAUUGUUUCAAUUUCAAUCAGUUUGUAACUUUCAAACCGUAUGAGCCAAAUUUUAAAACAACUGGAAAAUUGGAAUGAAAAUCAAAACACAUGUAGGAAAUAAUUUAAAGGUGCUAAAUACGGGAUUGGUAGGAUUUGUGUUGC
Messenger RNA from Sebastes umbrosus (honeycomb rockfish), 1190 nucleotides. Its product is annotated as probable intracellular septation protein A. The record is from RefSeq and is a predicted model, not a curated record. The transcript has 6 exons. Bases 200 to 694 code for a protein of 164 amino acids. Lineage: Eukaryota; Metazoa; Chordata; Actinopteri; Perciformes; Sebastidae.